AUGAUAAACUGGACUGAAAAUUCUCUCCAUUCAAAUUCAUCAAAUAAUUUUAGAAAUUCUACAAAUGAACGUCUUAAAAUAGCACAAGACGUUCUAGUAAUUACUUUCAUGGCAUUGCUUAUGAUUGCAAUGGGUGCGAAUAUCUGCUGGAAACAGAUUUGGAUGCACGUUCGAAAGCCAUUUGGACCAAUAAUAGGUCUACUAUGUCAAUUUGUGAUGGUACCAUUGGUCGGUUUCAUAUAUAAUAAGAUAUUCAAAUUUGAACCUGAAAAAUCAGCGGCAAUACUUAUUAUGUCGUGUUGCCCUGGAGGUGCUAUGUCUAAUGGUUUUGUUUAUUAUGUAAACGGUGACGUUUCUUUAAGUGUUGCUAUUGUUGCAAUAUCUACCAUUUUACUAUUUGUCAUGAUGCCCCUUAAUCUUUGGAUAUACGCAAUCAGAACAGAAUCUAAUGCGUUAAUUAUACCAUACAAGAGUAUAGUUAUAUCAUUGAUAAUCAUUACCUUGCCUGUACUGAUAGGUAUGGUUUUAUCUACCAUUUUAGCAUUAGGCAUGAUGCCUCUUAAUGUUUGGAUAUAUGGAAUCAGGAUAGAAUCUAAUGCUUUAAUUAUACCUUAUAAUAAUAUUGCUUUAUCAUUGAUAAUCGUCACCUCUCCAGUGUUGGUAGGUAUGGCAAUUAAAUGGAAAGUUCCGAAAGUAUCUGUCUAUGUUACUAAGGGAGGAAGUGCUAUAGGUUUUGCACUUAUUAUAGUUGUAUUAACAAUAGAUUUUGUCGUGUAUCAAGAGUUUUUAUGUCAUAUAUCAUGGAGACUUAUUGUAACAUGUAUAAUUAUGCCUAUAACCGGGAUUCUAUUGGGAUAUUUCAUAGCUUUUAUUUGUAGAAGAUCAAAUGCCAUUUGUAAAACCAUAGCGAUUGAAAGCGGAAUACAAAAUGCGGCUGUAGUGUUUAGUGUUAUUAUUUUAUCUUUUGAUAUGAAGAAAUAUUUUACAGUUCUUUUAAUUCCAUUGUUUUAUGCAACGUUUCAAUUUGUUAUAUUUUCUGUCUUUUGUUUCUCUUAUAACAUUUAUGUUAAGUGUAAAAAGAAAAACGAAGCGGUUCAGAACACGGAAAACAACUUAAUCUGAAAAAGUGAUUUUAUUUGGAAAAAUAUGUUUAAAUUUUGUUUUUUAUUUUAAA
Molecule: messenger RNA, 1174 nt
Organism: Centruroides sculpturatus (bark scorpion)
Lineage: Eukaryota; Metazoa; Arthropoda; Arachnida; Scorpiones; Buthidae
Product: ileal sodium/bile acid cotransporter-like
Exons: 6
Coding region: 1-1122 (373 amino acids)
Cellular component (GO): membrane
Source: RefSeq, a predicted model, not a curated record